This is a messenger RNA of Tremella mesenterica DSM 1558, 363 nucleotides long. RefSeq lists its product as uncharacterized. Bases 1 to 363 code for a protein of 120 amino acids. The transcript is spliced from 2 exons. Gene Ontology annotation, cellular component: preribosome, large subunit precursor. The record is from RefSeq and is a predicted model, not a curated record. NCBI's taxonomy places the organism in Eukaryota, Fungi, Basidiomycota, Tremellomycetes, Tremellales, Tremellaceae.
AUGGCAAAAUCAUUACGUGCGAAAACCAAAAUGGCGGGGAGAAGAAAGAAGAGAAAUGACUCACAUUAUGCCGUCGUGGAAGCCGCUAGGACAGCUAGGGUGUCGGAGAAGUUAUUGGGAAAAUCUCAAAAUUCCGAGGAGGAAGUUCCGGCUGCAGAAGAGGAGAUCACAGCUGAUAGUACAGAUGAGAGGAUGGCAGAAGAACCCAAGAAGAUAUCCACAGCCGGACCGAGGAUGAGCAGAAGAGAAUCUUGGAGAUUGAGUAAAGGGAUGAGCGCUCGGCCAAAAAAUCAAGGAGGACAGAAUAAAGCUGGGUAUAAACAUGCUGCUAAGGGAGCUGGAAAGCCUGGACGGAGGAGAUGA